AGUCGUCGCGACUCCACCUCCACCUCCUCUCCGUUCUCCUUCUUCCGCUUCCGCGCCGCAGGCGGCCGUAGAUACCCGCCGUCGCAUUCCUGUGAAGCAGCGCACCACCUACGUUUCGUUGCUCGAUCUCCAUCGUAGGAUAAUGGGAGGCUGGACGGCCGCCGGAAAAGGGCUUCUAAUCGCCUUCUUGCUAGCUUUCACCGCCGCGAUCUCGCCCUCCGCCUCCGCCGCCUCGACGAAGAAGGCGAAGGGCUCGGACUCUCCUCCGCUGAUGUUGCAGCUGCCGGUCGAUACCGGCCGCCGGGAUCCCUCCUCUGUCGUCUUCCCCAUCUACGGCGAUGUCUACCCGCACGGGCUGUACUAUGUAGCGAUGAGCAUUGGCGAUCCGCCGAAGCCCUAUUUCUUGGAUAUCGACACCGGCAGCGACCUCACUUGGCUCCAAUGCGACGCUCCCUGCGUUAGAUGCUCCAAGGGGCCUCACCCGUGGUACCGGCCGACGAGAAACAAGCUGGUGCCCUGCAGGGACCCCCUCUGCGCCGCCCUCCACGUCGGCACCAUCCACGACGAGAACUGCGACCAAUGCGACUACCAGAUCCAGUACGAAGACCGCGGCUCCUCCCUUGGCGUGCUCAUCUCCGACGCCUUCAACCUCCGCCUGAUCAACACCACCGUCGUCCGCCCUGUCUUUGCCUUCGGGUGUGGGUACGACCAGCAGUUCGCGACACAGAACGCCCCUACGCCAACCGACGGACUUCUUGGCCUCGGCACCGGGAAAAUUAGCGUUCUGUCGCAGCUGAGCGAUCAAGGGGUGACCAAGAACGUCAUGGGUCACUGUCUCGGCGGGAAGGGAGGAGGCUAUCUUUUCUUCGGAGAUGAUUUCGUCCCCACCUCUCUGAUGACUUGGGCGCCCAUGUCUCGCUCCCGGAAUUACUACUCACCUGGGCCAGCAAACCUCUACUGGGGCACUCGGUCUCUGGGAGUGAAUCAAAUGGAGGUGGUUUUCGAUACCGGGAGCACCUUCACCUACUUUGGGUUUCAGCCCUACCAAGCAUUCCUCUCGGCUGUGAAGAGUGAUCUUUCCAAGAAACCACUGAAGGAGGAGUUUGAUGACCCAUCCCUUCCGGUGUGCUGGAAAGGGCCGAAGGCAUUCAAGUCCGUGAAGGAUGUCAAGAAGCACUUCAAGACUUUAGCUCUCAACUUUGUGAAUGGAAACCGAGCAUUGCUCGAAGUACCUCCCGAGAACUACCUUAUCAUCACUAAACAUGGGAAUGCGUGCUUGGGAAUCCUCAAUGGCACCGAAGUUGGACUCAACAAAGACCUCAACAUAAUUGGAGACAUCUCCAUGCAAGACCGCAUGGUCGUUUAUGACAACGAGAGGCAGCACAUUGGGUGGGUUCCGAUCGGCUGCGACAGGCUCCCCAAGCCUGGAGCUUCCUCCCGGUGAUGCUACACUGCUUCCCUUUACGUGGAUGUGCAGGAAAAGGGGACGGUCUCUCACGCUUUCAAACAUUGCAGAUGGUCAUAUCACCAUCCUGUAAUGAUAACAGGGGGUUGCAUAUAAUUGAUUAUGUUUGGAUGUAAUUAAUUACAGGAAGAUGCAAUAAAAGUCUAAUUCA
Messenger RNA from Musa acuminata AAA Group (dessert banana), 1616 nucleotides. RefSeq names its product aspartic proteinase Asp1. Gene Ontology annotation, biological process: proteolysis. Gene Ontology annotation, molecular function: aspartic-type endopeptidase activity. The transcript has 8 exons. The coding region runs from base 143 to 1444 and encodes 433 amino acids. Lineage: Eukaryota; Viridiplantae; Streptophyta; Magnoliopsida; Zingiberales; Musaceae. The record is from RefSeq and is a predicted model, not a curated record.